Molecule: messenger RNA, 3883 nt
Organism: Mixia osmundae IAM 14324
Lineage: Eukaryota; Fungi; Basidiomycota; Mixiomycetes; Mixiales; Mixiaceae
Exons: 3
Coding region: 168-3824 (1218 amino acids)
Source: RefSeq, a predicted model, not a curated record
ACUGAGGCAGAACGUCGCUUUGUCCGAGAACAGGCCGAGCGUUUGCAGCAGACGAGAUUGACUGCCAACGCUAACAGGUUGGCAUCUAAAGGUCGUGCUUAGCGUGCAGACCGUACUCUGCACGAUGCUGCCUCAAGGCGCGCGAUUGACGCCUGAUUCAGCCCCUGAUGAAGCGAGGUCGACCGGAGCACCCUCUAUCUGGACCUGACAGGCUGACUGCGGUAGAUCGUUGCGCUGCCUGCUUCGUUGCUCGGCCGCGCUCCCCCGAACUCCGCCUUCGAGCGACGCGUGUCACACAAAACGCGCCAGCAAAGUGGCCAAGCAAUCAGCGGCUUAUGCCGUCUGUGGCCUCCUCCCGAGACCCGCAAGUCCGACUGGGGAGCGGUAAGAUAUCAGCCAUAUCGCAUCCCUUCGCAGCCGGCAGCCGUCCCAAGCUGCCUGCUCUAUCGACCGAUACGGCUCUCACAGACAAUCGGUUGCCAUCUUCGGCAGCAGGCACGGGCACUGCGCCUGGCUAUGGACAGGCUAUCACCAAGACCGAGCCCUUUCGCUCCAAGACACCUUCGGAAACAAGGAUACCCUAUUCCAUCGGCGAACAGCGCUCGACACGCGCACAGAGCGUCGUUGCCCGCUCGGCGCCGCGCUCGCCUGCUUCUGCCGGCGCAGUAGGCCAGACACGCUCGCUUUGGAGAGACUGGGAGACAACUGCGCCACCGUCUGCUCCGCCCGCGAUCCCCCACGCGCCAAAAUCGCCUACUGCAUCCCUCAGAAGUCUGCCAAGAACUGCCUCGCGCCGACCGCGUUCGCCUGAUGAAUUUCUGCCACCCGUGCCAGCUCUGCCGCCGGUACUCAAGCGCGCAGACACCGAGCCUCAUUCUUCCGGCAGCGCUUUCUUCGCGGAGCCAAGACGCCCAAGACAGAGACAAGGCACGCAGGAUAGCGUGAAGAGCUCGAUCAGUGAGCCGAGGUCUGUGCGCGUACCCUCGCGAGAUCCCGCCCCACGGUCAGGCCACAGAAUACAAGAGGCCUUGCCUUUGCCAAAGUCAGGCUCCUUGGAUCCCGAUUCGCCUGUUGAUGCGCCUUUAGGAGCACCAGGGCGCGACCGGGACGUUCAUGCCAUCCCUUUAGCAUCCGAGGCUACAGAGCCACCGAGGCUGUCGUCCUUUCAGCACCGCCCAGAAUCAAGUCAGGGCAGUCAGUCCGCCAGUGGUCAGAGUAGCCAGCGUGAAUCUAGCAGAAGUACUUCACUAGCUGGCAGCAGCUUGCCCACUCGAACAUCCCGCGAGUCCUUGUCGAGCUCAUCUGGCCGGUCUCGCCAGCCGAGCCACGAUACCGAUCGUGAACCAAGUCUCGAGAUCGAUCUGCCUCCUUGGGCCUUCGAUGCUCGUCCGGCAAAUCAGACCGAAUCUCAUAGAGCCCGGCAAGCCUCAUCUUCGUCCUCCCAGCGCUCGUCAAGUAGAGGCGCAAGCUUAGCCAGCGGUAGCAACGCUCGCUUGGACGCCUUUCUGGGCAGAACGCCAGCGAUGCCCUCGCCCUCGAUGUCACGGAGCGAGUCCUCAACCCCAAGCCUGGCAGAAUCGCUGAGAGAUGACAGAUCAGUCGAGCUUGAGCCGGUCACACCAAGGCCAUCACAGCCAGACCACAAACGCGUGCAAAGCUCGUCGACCAAUCAUUUUGACUUGAGGCUCAGUACAGCCGACAGCCUCGAUGGCUCUGGUCCUAUCACGCCCCGACCGAUAUUGCGGCCGGCUACCUCGCAGAUAUCAGCUACAGGUGACAGCGCUGCCGAUGUGACCAUCGACGCGCGUGCAGACAUUGAAUUUGCGAGGCGCGUCAUGGGCAACGCGAAAGGUGCUGACUCGUCACCAACAAAACGUAUAGCCGCUCGACAGGAGCAGGCUAUACAAGCCAUACAGCGCUUAGUGCCCCGAUACGACGCCCUCGUCGAAUAUGUCGAAACGCUGACGAGCAGACAGAACGAUCUCGAGGCUUCCCUCAAGAUCGCCCGCUCGAACGUUACGCUCGUGGAACAGCAUGCGGAGACGCUGUCAGAGGCACUGAGGCGGCGCGACCAAGACUCGCGCAUGCUGCGCUCAGAUGACAAGCCAAGUAUCGAGCUCGAGCGAACACGAAGCGGCACUUCUGAUACUGGACAAACUACCGAGCUGCAGGCGCCCGCACUUGAGCGCAAAGACUCGUUCUGGCGACGGGCGGGGAAGAAGUUGGCUGGAGCAGCUGAAGAUGAGCCGCCUCGGAUGCGCCGCACUGCGAGCGAGAGCAGCAAUACCAGUUCUGCUCCUUCGUUGACCAGCUUGACAGAGGUGCUCGAUCCAUCUGAGAGCUCGGUGGAGGAUCCCUCCAUCAACGACCUCUGCGCUCCUCUAUCAGACAAAGCCACUACGGCAGACUAUAUCGCUCGGCUACAAGACAUACAGGUCUACAUGAAUCUCUGCCGAUCGGGCUACAACCGCCAGCGUCAAGAACACGAGUCUCUUCAUAGCUCGCAUGCCACCCUUCAGCAAGCAUUCAACGCGCUGCAGCAAGAGCAUGCCUCGACCAAAGCUGCGCAUGUCAAGCUGCAACAUGCCCACGGUGAAAUGCAGACUGAAGUCGAGAGCCUGUCGGAGACACUUUUCGGCGAGGCCAACAAGAUGGUUGCAGACGAGCGCAAAGCUGCUGCUGAGUUGCAGGCAGAGCUUGAUACUGCUCGACGUCAGAUCGAACAGCUCUCCCAAGAUGCUGCUGCUGCCACCGUCAUUCGUGCCGAAUACGACAGACUCAAGAAGCGCGUUGGCGCCAGCCCUACACCUAGUCCAGAUCGAACUGUCGCUGGCAUAGAAGCAUUGAGAACGAUGCACUCGGGGUCCCCUGGUCAAGGCAGUCUUGAACUACAGCCUCCUCGACCGCCAUUCUGGCGCAACAUCAGCAAUAUGUCAGGCGUGUCUGCUGUGUCGAAUCCUGCAAGUCUCGCCAGCCUGGUCACGGAGGCUCAUGAGGAUGCUAUGGCUCAUGAGGAGAACGAGCUCUCGCCGGGAGCGAGUGGGGGCGCCCGGGCUUGGCUCGCUGCAACCUUUGGCCGCAAAGCGAGCAGUACGAGUCUGCCCAUGGACGCCACAGACAGUCGCGACAGCCUAGAAUCCUCGCCCGCCUUCUCGACAUCCUCUCGUCAGGACGCGACUGCAAGGAUGCAGCGCUUCUUGUCCGUUACAUCGGAAGCUGUUGUCGCGCGCUCUGUCAGCCAAGAUCGCGCAGCGCCUAGUGUGCAGGUUUCAGCAGCUGCACAAGAUCACAGCCCGCAGUUCUGGAGGUCCGGGGAACACCCGUCCACACCUUCGCCCAAGCUAGGCUCGGGCAUGCUACGCAGAGACUCUGAAGAGCUGACGCCCGAGCCUCGCACGCUCGCACUCAAGCCACUCCGGAUGUCGAGAUCAUUGGGCGAUUUUAACAGUUUGCUGCUAUCACCUAGCUCAGCCAGCCUUACAACGUCUCCAGAAUCAAUGUCGAUCAGAAGCGAAGCGCCUAUAUCGAAUUACCCAUUGGCACGGAAGGUUCGGCCGCCGGCCUCGCUCGAUGCCCUGCAGAACGCUACGCGACUGCUGAAGCAGACACCGUCGUUGGGUGCGAUGACAUCUCGAGCAGCGCCAUCCGUACCGACCCUUGCAUCACUACCGGCGGGCCUGACACGUCCCAGCAAUCGCAGAACUGCGAGCUCUCAGAGCGCUCGAAGCACUGGCAGCACACGCAGCGGUGCCCGUUCGCCUGCCAUGACGCGAGCUGCAGACGAUCUCGAUCAGCUCAUGGCAGAUAUGGCUGACCUCAUUUAGUAUACGCUCAGUGCGAUUGUUGUUGUUGCUAAAGAGUCUGUGUACGCUAGCGAGCGCGA